Messenger RNA from Eurytemora carolleeae, 1032 nucleotides. RefSeq names its product DNA topoisomerase 2-binding protein 1-A. The record is from RefSeq and is a predicted model, not a curated record. Gene Ontology annotation, biological process: DNA replication initiation; mitotic G2 DNA damage checkpoint signaling; mitotic DNA replication checkpoint signaling. Lineage: Eukaryota; Metazoa; Arthropoda; Copepoda; Calanoida; Temoridae. Bases 64 to 1032 code for a protein of 322 amino acids. The transcript has 14 exons.
AAUUUUAUGGUCAUGUCGUCAAAACGUACGCGUUUUUAUUUCAGACAAUUCUAAAACACGGCAAUGGAAGAUGAGGAUGAAAAGGUUGCUUUGAGAUUUGUUAUUCCGACCGGGGAAUCGGAGCUGACAGUGUCAGAUGGAAUGGUUAACGCCUUCCAACUGUGCUCGGAGCAAGGUUUUGAACCGACCUGGAUCAAGGAGAACAAACUACUGGAGUUAAACCCUACCAAGACGGUAACCUUUAUCCAGGGGGACCUGGAUGUGUUUGUUUUUGAUCCUUUCGAGGGACCGGGGUUUGAACAUCUUACAAAAUCUAACAAGUUUAAAUGUACUGUAGUUGGACCAAUGUGUUUAAUUCCUUGUGUAGAGGAGAACUCUCCUAUACCUAACCUGCCCUAUCCUAUGUACAGUACAGCAAUGAAGGGGUUGUGGAUAACAAUCUCAGGAUUCCAUAAAGAUGAGAAGGCUGAGAUCCAAACUUUAAUAGAGAGGAUGUCAGGAAUGUAUUCGCCAGUACUUCAUGACGGUGUAACACAUAUCAUCUCGAGUAAAGUGAAUAGUGAAAAAUAUAAGGUAGCUGUGAAAAUCCCAAUCCCAGUUAUGACAAAGGAAUGGGUUUACGAAGUCUGGAAAGCGUGCAAAAGAGGAACUGUGUCUGCGGUGGAUUCUCGUUUUCUUCAAUAUAUCUGCCCUGCUCUGCUUGGAUUAACAGUGACCGUAUCCCAGCUCUCUAAGGUGGAUAGAAAUGCGAUAAAAAAGAAAAUAGAAACUCAUGGUGGAUACUUCUUGCCCGAGCUGACAAUGGAUGAAACAGAUAUUCUUAUCUGUGUCUCAGGAGAAGGUCCUAAGUUCGAAUUUGCUCAGAAAUGGAAAAUUCCUUGUCUAAACAUACAAUGGAUUCUACACAGUGUAGACAAGGGAACUGCAUUACCAAUGGAUGAGUACAGGGUAGAGCGGGAAUCUAACAAGGCCUCCACACCAACGAAAGAAGAUACAACUGUCACAGGUCUUGAAGAGGUUUCUAUAUAUUGA